AUUUGUGAUCGUAUUCGACAGUCUGCACAAGGAACAAAGCGUCGGGUAUUUGUUGUGGAAACAAUGGGGGGUUACUGUGGUUAUCUAGCAACCCUUGCCGGCCUAGCCGGUGGUGCCGAUGCUGCUCAUAUCUUUGAGGAACCGUUCUCUAUCAAACAGUUGAUGGAUGACGUGAUACAUAUGCAGGCUAAAAUGGCAGAAGGUGUUCAGCGAGGACUUAUACUCAGGAAUGAAUAUGCCAAUUCGAAUUACACCACAGACUUCAUCUACAGACUUUACUGUGAAGAAGGCAAGGAUGUAUUCUCAUCAAGAAUGAAUGUCUUGGGUCACAUGCAACAGGGUGGAAGUCCUUCACCGUUUGAUCGCAAUGUUGCUACCAAGAUGGCCUCUAAAGCUGCUGAGUGGCUAAUCAGUCGUCUCAAAGAAGGCAGUAAGACCGAUAAUCCAAAUGCAUGUUCAGAACCUGAAACGGCUGUUCUUCUAGGCCUAGUUAGACGACAGUAUCGUUUUACUCCAGUACAAACCCUCAAAAGUAUCACGGACUUCAAACACAGAAUCCCUACUCACCAGUGGUGGCUGAAGCUCCGUCCUCUGCUUAGAAUCCUAGCCAAGCACGAUUCCACCUACGAGGCUGAAGCAGAGCCAACUGUUUGCGAAUGGGAAGACUAUGAUUAAUUUUAGAUUAAGCUUGUAGUAAAUUAAAAUUUUUAACUUAAUUGUUUAUUACAUUAGCCGUUUUUCUUUUUUUCUUCAUCAUUAGUGACCUCUGGAGGUUUUUGUAUAAGAAAGUGUGCAUUAUCAGUGAUGUACAUGGAUGUCAUGAAAACAUACAUUUUCUUAUAAAUGUGUGAUUUUUUUUUUGCUAGUCUCCCGUUUCCCUGUCUCUUGAGUUUAAAUUACUUGUGCAGUUUAAAAGAUCACCACGACUUCAGUCGGAGCAAAUUACCUAUUUAGAGUGAGACUAAAAAUCAACCUGUCUUCCAUAUUAUGAAUGCCAUUUUUCUCUUUAAUCAUAACACAAAGAUACAGAAGAAACUUAAUAGUGUGAAACAGUUGUGUAGAGAUUUCCAAACAAACUUAAUGGUGUGAAACAGUUGUGUAGAGAUUUCCAAACAAACUUAAUGGUGUGAAACACUUGUGUAGAGAUUUCCGAACAAACGUAAUGGUGUGAAACAGUUGUGUAGAGAUUUCCAAACAAACUUAAUGGUGUGAAACACUUGUGUAGAGAUUUCCGAACAAACGUAAUGGUGUGAAACAGUUGUGUAGAGAUUUCCAAACAAACUUAAUGGUGUGAAACACUUGUGUAGAGAUUUCUGAACAAACGUAAUGGUGUGAAACAGUUGUGUAGAGAUUUGCGAACAAACGUAAAGGUGUGAAACAGUUGUGUAGAGAUUUCCGAACAAACGUAAAGGUGUGAAACAGUUGUGUAGAGAUUUCGGAACAAACUUAAUGGUGUGAAACAGUUGUCUAGAGAUUUCCGAACAAACGUAAUGGUGUGAAACAGUUGAGUAGAGAUUUAAACAAAGGAAAUUUUUCCAUAAAAUACUUGUGUGUAUUUAUGUUUGAACUCCAGUUGAAUUAAUUCAGAUUAUGAUGCAAGUUUUACAGUGUGCAUGGUCAUACAAGAUUAGUUUUCUUUAAAUGAUUGUGUAUUUUCAUGUCGCAAACACUCAAUUAUAUGAACAACGUAACUUUAAAUCUCAAUUAACAUUGCUUUAAGCUUUACUUUUUUUUUCAUGUUAAUUUGGAGCGACUCACAUUAUGUUUUUAGUGGGUUAUAUUUGUUAUUAAAGAAAUUACUAAUGAAAACAAUGAUUGGUGUGUGUCAGAUUGACUUGAAAAGAAAACUUUAAAAUUUAUUUUUAAAACACAAAACCUAGAUUCAUUUUUUUUUCUCAAGUGGUUUUCGUAGAAAAACUAGACAUUUUCAUGUCUUAAUUACGGUUGUUUUUCCAGACAGUAAGGUCUGAUUUCUUGUUUUAGUAGGUUGAUCAUCAACAUCUUUUCUAAUUUAUCAUAAUAAAAGAUCGGUAAAUUACAAUAAUCUGUUUGACACUUGACUCCCUUCUUUUGUAUGAUUUGUUACAAAAAUUGUUAGAUAAUAUUAUUGACGUCAGUCUAUUGAGCUUAACAUGUUUUGUAAUUAGUAGGAUUGUUCUUUUUUAGUCUGAUUUUUGGAAUCCGUGCUUUCAGCUGGUUUCUAAAAUUCUGUAAUUGGUUGAAUCAUCUUGUUUCACAAGGUCUUUAGCUGGACAGUUUAUUUUUAUUAGUGUAAUAACAAGUUGUAUAAUUGACUGGAUUGUUACACACAUCAUGCUUUUAACUGGCUUCAUUUACUUUGAAUUUUCGAGACAUUAAUUUAUUUCUAGUGAUCUUAGAAAGCUUUCUGUCAGGUAGGAAUAUAAUGUGUCUCAACUUGCAGUUUAUAUUGGAAGUGUAUAGUUGAACUAAAGAAAUAUAUUUAAAAUGACUUUAGUUGAAUUUUUAGUUUACUUUAAGCAGAUAAGUUAUUACAGUUUGAUAGAGGUACAGAUUUAUUGUGACAAACAAAUGCUUGUGAAAAUAUUUUUGCACGGGUUUUGUUUUCCAAGUUUUAAGUUAAAUAAUUGAAUUUUUAUAAAUAUGGUAUCAUUAUUUUCUGUCUUUACUUGCACAAAGACUCAAUUUUUUUUAUCUGAAGUGCUAUUUAAAAGGAUUUGUAGACUUAGAAAAUUUCGUGUUAUAUCGUUACUUGUGUGAUCCUAAAGAAAGGUGUUGCUUAUCGAUGUUCCUGCAUGAGUUUCGUCAUGUUAAGUGAUUGUAUGUGAGCUACCCUUGCACUCAGUGUUUGUAAAUAGUCGGCCUCGGUAGGAUUUUCUUAGAUGAACUUAAAGUGUACUGAAUUAAAGCAAUUUACAGAAAACAUUUCUACAAAUUUUAUUUUAUCCCAAAAUGAGGUAUUGUUCAUUGUGAAACAUAGAAUUCCUUGUGAACCGGCUGUGGUUCAUUUUGCAGCUGAUAUGACUCUUCAGCUUUAAGAGUGUGUGUGUGUGUUGCAUUCUUAAUGGAAAAGUAUUUUUACUUUUUACUGCAUUUUUUUUGUCAUUCUGUGGAACAUACAGCAUCAAAGCUAUGAUCCGACCCUUUUAUUUUUAAUUAUAUAAAUGUUUGUGGCAGAAAUAUGUAAAAAAAAAGGGGGGGGAACCAUACUAUUCCUUGAGUUUGUCAUGAUUUACUUCGACCAAAUUUGAGACAAUUUGUAAACUUUUCAUCUUCGAGUGAUUCACAUUAACAUUAGAGCUGAAUCAACUGUAAAGUGAAUCUAGUGAGUUCAUCGAUCAGGAAAAUUUGUAAUUGACCCCAAAAUAUUAACUUGAGGCUUAUGUUCGAACAACAGUAGCUUUUUACACACAACUUAUUGUUAAAGUAUAGUACUUUGUCCAGUUUUCUUUGUGAAUCUACUGUUAAAUUCCAGUAGUGGAGUCCAGAAGCUAGUCAUUGACUUUUAGCCUUGCUGGUGUCUUAGGAGUUUAAUAAUAAAGAAAAGACUGUUUGAUUCUGUCUCUGUACCAAAUAUAUUACUUGGCAGCUUUCUGAGGAAGUAUUGUGUUCACCAGGACAGUAGCUCUUAACUACUGAAUUUUUUUUUUUAACGGUUUUAAAAGAUUCAAUUUUCAUGACAUUUAUUGUGCAAACAUAUGUUAGCAGUGGGUUAAAAGUGAUGUUUGCUUCUUACUUUGGAACUGGCAAGCCAGGUUUCGAAUCCACGCAAUUCUAAAAAGUAUUCUCUGCUUUAGAUGCAUCGUAAAAAAAAACAACUACUUUUUUAACAUAGGCGGUAGGGUACUGCUGACUGGCUCUUGUCAGAAGGCAGCAGGUAGCCUUAGCAUAUUUGUCAUUAAUACUAAAUGUCUUCUAAUUUCAGUGCAAAAUAAGUCUCAUAACUUUCACUUCAAAGCAUCUUAAAGAAACCAAGUUAGGGAACAACAUUAGGCCUAUAUACUUCUAAUGAUCCAUAAUCUUUUUGAAAAGAUUUUGCCAAUCCAUUGGAGUGAAGAAAGGCUUGUAAAUCUUGUAACCUUUCUUAAUCAUUCAGUGAGCUUCAUCAAUCGCAUGAAGUUACGUACGCAUAAUGAUAAAUAAAAUAUGUGUAUAAACAGUUCUGAAUCCAUAUUAUUAAAACUGUAAGUCCUUUCAAACUUGUUUUUACAACCCUAUGUACAAGUACCUGAAUUCUUUAAGCUUCCUGUUUGUAGGUUGUACAUUCUUAGUGGUCCAUAAACUUUUCAAAAAAUUUUGCUGGCUCAUGGAGUGAAUAAGUUCACUGUACUAGGAAGCCAUGAGUAUUCACCUGGAUUAACUUGAUUGUUGUACACUCGUUGGUUAAGUUAAUCUUCCAAGAGCACUGAACCAGUUAAUCAUAUCACUGUGAAAAAAACAGAAUUUAGUGACAUUAAAUUCUUGUGGUAAUAGACUGGUGUUAAGUAGUUAAUGAAAAUUAUCAUAGUUACAAUUUGUUAGGCCAGCUAAGUCGUUAAAACUAUGAGUUGUUAGAAACUAACUAUUGUUAUAAGUUUGUUAAUCAGUUUUUAUUUGUACCCAAUGAACCAACCAUUUUCUAGUUGGGUUAAUACCAUUAAGUCAGAUGCAUAGCCUUAACUUGGAUAAAAGGGAUUUAUUAUAACACAUCUUAAAUUAUUUUAGUUGUUCUAAAAUUAUAGAACAGGAAAAGAUGUCCUAUUUGCUGCACCUAAUAACUGAGACUGCUUAGAAUUAGGAUAAAACAGUAACUGUAAUGUAGAAUAUUUACAGGUUAAAGAAUAAGGUUAUAUCUUAAGCCACCAGAGGUCCUGGAGUCUUAGAGUUUAAAGAUAUUAAUUAGAAAUUCACUAGCUUGUUAUUUAUUACUGUUGUAGGGCUUGUUUAUAUAUAUGAGGAUUUUGGUAAAAUUAUAUACGUCAGAAACUUCCUUCUAAGUUUCAUAUUAGAAUAUAAGUAUUGUAAUUGCAAAUAUUACUUUUUUUGACAAGUGGUAAGUUGACCACUUGAUGCAGAUCACACUAAUAAUGCACAAUCUCUUACGAGGUUUGUUCGUGUUAAUUGAAAUAGCUUGUAAGUUUGAUUUUUUUAAAUAAACUUUUUUGAAAUCUUUCAAAUAUGUAUGUAUGUAUGCGUAUGUGCUAAUAUUUUCUGAAAUCUUUAAGCUAUGUUUUCUUAAAGCAAUACAUUUUAUUAAUUUUUUCCUAAUAAAUUCAUAUAAAUGCUUUAUCAUUUGUUUUAAAAGAUCUUUUUUUUUUCUAUAAUUGUGGGUUAUUAAAACAUAAAAAUUCAGAUUAUUUGAUAUGCUGAUUAAUAUUAUGUUGACAUUUUGUGUGAUGCAUUUAAUUAUAAUUUCCAAUUUUUUUGUGUGCCUCUCAAAACUUUAUUUUCUUAGGGUAGAAACUUGUGUAUUUACAACGUUCUGUUUACGGUAUGUAUUAGGCUUCUCUAGUGCACAGGAAUUGCAAUAUAAAAAACAACAUGACAAAUAGUACUGAUAUUACUGUUAUUUAUUCACAAAAUAAAUGGAGAAUAAGUAAAAUAUGUAAGGAUACUAGUUUGAUUAUUGUAUUUGAAGACAAAUAAAAUUAUUUGUAGGAAAAUAAG
Messenger RNA from Limulus polyphemus (Atlantic horseshoe crab), 5625 nucleotides. RefSeq names its product ATP-dependent 6-phosphofructokinase-like. Gene Ontology annotation, molecular function: 6-phosphofructokinase activity; AMP binding; ATP binding. Gene Ontology annotation, cellular component: 6-phosphofructokinase complex. Lineage: Eukaryota; Metazoa; Arthropoda; Merostomata; Xiphosura; Limulidae. The transcript is spliced from 4 exons. The record is from RefSeq and is a predicted model, not a curated record. Bases 64 to 675 code for a protein of 203 amino acids. Gene Ontology annotation, biological process: fructose 6-phosphate metabolic process; canonical glycolysis; fructose 1,6-bisphosphate metabolic process.